This is a messenger RNA of Trametes versicolor FP-101664 SS1, 1659 nucleotides long. RefSeq lists its product as uncharacterized. The record is from RefSeq and is a predicted model, not a curated record. The transcript has a single exon. The coding region runs from base 1 to 1659 and encodes 552 amino acids. NCBI's taxonomy places the organism in Eukaryota, Fungi, Basidiomycota, Agaricomycetes, Polyporales, Polyporaceae.
AUGUCUUUCUACACCCAGUCUACUGCUUACGUCUACACCUUCGACUCCGCGACCGGCGCCCUCUCCUCCGAGCUCAUGCGCGUCCCCGGCGGACGCUGCGACAAGAUGGACACCGGACGCGUGCUCCGGACGGUCGGGAAGGACACGGAGGGACUCGUCGACGAGGUGCUCCUGCCGCGCGGCGAGUUCGUCUACUUCGUGGAGCGAAAGGCGGCCCAGGGGGCUGUUGUGAGCGAGAGCGAGAAGGAGAAUGAGGGCGCGGCGACGGGGAGGUCGCGCGCGGUGCGGAAGGCGAUGCGGGAGGUGCGCGAAGUUGAGCUGAUGGCGCGGAAGCUGGAGGCGGAGAUGAUGGCGAUGGACGAGGAGCCGGAGUGCGCGAUGAUGGGGAAGCGCGGGGUUGUGGAGGUGGACAGCGCGGAUGAGGAUGAGAGCGACGAUGAGAGCGUGUGGAGCGAUGAUGAUGAGGAAGAGAGCCUUUGGGGUGGGGACGACGACGAGAGCAUGAUGGAGAACGAUGAGGAAGAGAUCGAGGCCGAGGUGGAUUCGGACGAGGAGGACGAGAUGGCAUUGCGGGCGGCAGAGGCGUUUGCGAUGAAGGACGAGGAGGACUGGGAGGUCGCGCUCUUCGGCGGGUACGAGGACGAGGCCGCCCCCAUGGACACCGACGAGACCAAGGUCGAGGACGAGAACAGGACUCCACCCGUGGUCGAUGUGCCGACGACCGCGGAGCAAUGGACGUGCGAGGACGACUGGGAGAUCGUGGACCUACCCCUGGCGCAUAUGGAUCUGGUCCCCUCUGGAUACAACGCUGGCGCGACCCUCACCAGGACUAGAAUGGAGGCCGACCCUAGGACGAUGACGAAGACGAGAGCCGAGGCCGACGUGGACCGCAGAGCCGACACCAGGACCAGCGCCGAUACCAGGACCAGAGCCGACCUCAGGAUUAGUGCCGACCCCGGGAAUAGUGCCGACCUCAGGAGCAGCGCCGACGCAGAGAGGACCAAAGUCAAGACCAGGCCGAUGGUGCCGAUGCGGACGCUGAGGACCGACGGGACCCCCAGGAUGGCGGCCGCGACGAGGACGAAGACGAAGAACGAGCCUGCGCCGAGGAUUACCUCGGUUCAGGUUUCUAGGAUCAAGGCUAUUGCCGGGGACGUACUGAGUGCUUUCAGGGGGAAGAAGCGCAAGGCCGACCGGGACGAGGACGACUCUAACGAAGACGCGACGGGGACUCCAUCGGAUGGACCGGGCGCGCUCGCAGUGACGAAGACGCUCGCUGGGCUCAAGUUCAAGAAUAUGAGGACGUGUCUUUCGAAUCUGGGGCCGACUGGGACAAUUUCUGGCAGGGUUCCGACGGCUAGCGCGGGUUUCCACACGAAGGUGUACGACCGGAAGCUCUCUCCACAGACGAUCGACCCGGACCUGGCAGGACGCAAGCGCAAGAACGAGGACAAGGAGGAAGGCGAACUCUCCGAGGACGAUACACCCCUGGCGAAGCGGGCGAGAACGACGCAGGCCCCGAGGACCUCCAACGAUGGGGCCCCGAAACCCGAACGUGGAGCGCGAGGACGGUGGAACGACAGGCGGCAGUGGGCGCAGAGGAAGAUAUCGACGACGAUGGGUCAGCGCCGGUCGCAGAUGGCUCAGCUCGGGCGGUAA